Messenger RNA from Ahaetulla prasina, 1550 nucleotides. Its product is annotated as serine palmitoyltransferase small subunit B-like. Gene Ontology annotation, biological process: ceramide biosynthetic process; endoplasmic reticulum organization. The transcript is spliced from 2 exons. Gene Ontology annotation, molecular function: serine C-palmitoyltransferase activity. Gene Ontology annotation, cellular component: serine palmitoyltransferase complex. The coding region runs from base 75 to 305 and encodes 76 amino acids. The record is from RefSeq and is a predicted model, not a curated record. NCBI's taxonomy places the organism in Eukaryota, Metazoa, Chordata, Lepidosauria, Squamata, Colubridae.
AGCUAGCAAAGGAGUUUCCAGCAUCACCUAUUUCCCUUUUGAAACACUAAGGUUUCUUGUCAUUUGAGCCAGCAAUGGAUCUGAAGAAAAUCAAGGAUUACAUUUACUGGCUGCAUUUUCAGUAUCUCCUGGUCACCUGCAGUUACGUCCUGGAGCCUUGGGAACGAUCCAUGUUCGAUACUAUCAUAAUUACUGUUGUUGCUAUGGUGGUAUACACUGCCUAUGUUUUCAUCCCCAUCCAUGUCCGCUUGGCUUUUGAUUUUUUUUCCCAAGUCUUUGGAAGCCAAACUGAAAGCACACUUUGAUCUUCCAGCACUGACUCAAGGGCUUUGCCUUCUUUGGAAAUGCUCUUUCUCUACACUAUGAUACUCAGCUCUGCCUAGAUUUCUUUUGGAUAUGAUUGUGAGCCUGUUGGUUCAAAUGCACAUAUUCCCCACCGGCCCCCUCCUCUUGAAUAAAAAGCCAUGCCAUCAGGCUGGUCCUCACAGGAAUGCAUGCUUGCACAACUUCAGUCCAACCAUGAGUCAGUCACUGGAAUUAGCUUCAUGAAUUGAGUUCACACAUGACAGAUUUGCAAUCAAAUGCAAGCAUUUGAUCUUUGAACACUGUUCCCCAUUGGAAGAAACAAUCGACUUGCAUUUUACCUUUCAGUUGUCUGGAUUCCCAUUAUGUAAGUUGAUGUUUUAAUUGGAAGGACACACAGUUGCAAACAUUUUAAUAAAAAGAAAAAUAUGUUAAGGCUUUCAAAAGAUUCAAUAACUUUUAAUUUUAUGAUGGCACCUACCACCCCUAUGUUCCCUAUGACAACAUAACAAAUUAGUAUCUGAAGAAGUAAUUUAACAGGGAACUUAGUUUUAGAAAGAUGGCCUCAUUGUAUUUAAAAGUAUUUAAUUUUUUAAAAAGAAACGCAACCAGUUGCAGAUAAACAACGAUAGACCUUUUGUCCUCAGUAAAGCAUUUUCUCCUAUUCUCUUUUGAUGCACGCAUUUUUUCCCAUUCUCAUAAGAAAUUGGUUUUGACACUGGGGAUUGACCGAAGAACUAUUGUGUCCAUCUGUCUCAAUCAUCAAUUGUUAUAUUAGCAAUACCUUAAAUUCCAGUAUCUUAAUUUUUUUUUAGUUCUACAGAGGCAAUAAUAUAUAAGGAUACAAAAAAAAAGAACAACUGAAAUAUUAACAUUUUCCAUUUUAAGAUGCCUUGGCUUUCUGCAAGAAGUAAUCUUAGACUUUCACCUAAUAUUUAUUUGGAUGUUUUUGCAAACUAGCCAAGAAUUGUUUUUUAUUCUGUUAUUGUUCAGCUGAGAGAAAUGCAUGCACACACAAAUGUGUGUAAAAGUAAUACUCUAAUAAUUGGAAGGGCUCUAAAGAAUGUACCUAGAAGAUUCAGCACUAUGGUACUACUUCUUUUUAGAAAACAGAAAAAUCAUCUUUAUUCAAAUAUUUUAUUCUUGAAAAAUGCCAGUGUUGUACUUUGUAUAGAUGGAAUAUGAAUGCCAAAAAGCAAGCUUGCAUUAUCAGUGUAUUCUUGCAGCUCACAAAGCUUGCGAUAAAA